GACGACUACAACAACGUCGUUUCAUCGCUCAGAUCUUACAGUCUCUUGAAUGCUGCUUUCGUUUUCGUCGCACUAUUCGUUCGCUUUGAUUCAUUUUGCGCCUCUUCUUCUGGCGCUUGUACACUCUCUUCACCCUACAUUCGUUAUCGCUCCGUUAUGGUUGCUCAUCAUCGCCUUCGUCGCCAAACGUCGGAUCCAUUACCCGCUAUCUCUGCUGCUGGUAUUGCCAGCAAUGGGGUCACUGUUGGCGACGUCAGUAGUACGGCCACGACUCUGGCAUAUGAUUCUUCUGCAACCGCCGCCGACGUCGAUUCUGGUGUGUCCGUCGUGCUGGAGACCUUUUCAUCUGCCGCGAAAGCCAAAUCUACUGCUUCUUCUUCGUCAUCAUCAUCAUCCGUACCAACUGCCGCCGACGCAUCAACUACAAAGGAAAUUCCCAUUGGCACAGUCAUAGGCGCUUGUGUCGGCGCUUUGGUGGGAGCUGUAUUCCUUAUUGUCCUGGGCAUAUGGCUUUACAAAUGCGCCACACCCAAGGUGAAGUCUAAAGGACUGACUCCCACCAUGUCUGCGAACCGCAAUGCUCGCGGAGAACACGAACGGUCACGGUCACGGCUUGAGAACUGGGACAAGCUUGUGGACCAACCUCAAUCAGAGGGUAGAUAUCACAUGAAGGAAGUUGAUGGUGGGCUCAGUGUAGCUCCGAUGGAAAAGCUUACUAUGUUCAAGAAGUCGCCGAGCGUGCGAACAGCGUAUACUCACACCACUGAGGAGCCACCGCAUUUCGACCUUGAACCCCAUCCAUUUUCCCCUUACCAUCCAAAUCUUGCCAAAGAGUUGGCAUCAACUGAUGUCCAAGAACCCGUCAAACCGUUUGCCGGUAGAGCAGAUUCCACAGCCCUCUCCUGGAACUCCACAGCCAACGAGUCCUUCCUGUCCCUUCGCUCAGUCCAUAUGUCGGGCUCCAUGUCUCCGUCGUUAGAUAUGGCCAUUCCAACUCCACCGUUGACUUCUUCGGAGCCACACCGUUGGGAAUCAGCUGAAGUGGUCAAUUUUGAUGGUCAACAGGCCGAAAUAAUUGACGCUGAUAAGAAUCCGUUCAACAGCCCCACGGAGCGAAGGAGAAGUUUCGGCAAUCCCUUCUUCAAUGCUCAAGGAUCUUCCGCCCCAUUCCGCUCCAAAACUCCUGAUGUGCCUCGCAUUCCGCGUAGCGAAAAAGGCAAGGAGCGGGCUGUGAACCCCUUCAGCGACGAUCACGCCUCAGACCCGGUACCUGCCCAUACAAGCGCAACGUCCUCCGUCGAAAAUGACCAAGCCAUUCAUUCGCUCAUUGCAGCUCUCGAAGGUCGAGAAGGCGUCAGUGACGCUCACCUUCGAGCUCCUUCUCUGCAGACCUCCCUCUACUCUUCCGCCAUUUCUGUCUACAGUGGUGAUGAAUCUGUCGUGAAUUCUUUCCCUUCCCCUCCACAGUAACGGUUUACGGUAUUCACUCCUGCUUCUCGGUCAUCUCAUCACGGCACACACACCUCACCCAUGUCCAUUGACUUGCAACAACACACCACAUCCCGGAAAUCAAACUGCCAGCUUCAUCCUCCCUCUUUGUCGUCAUAUCUUACUUUUACGAUCUGGCAUCGGUUUCUUCCGCCAUUUACUCUGAAGAGCUUGCUUCUUUAAAUUGCUUUUCAGACGUCAGGACACCGACUUCUUGCUCUCAUCGACGCGCUUAUUUAUCUAUAUUUCCUACUUCAAUGCGUACUCCUGUGGUAGUUUAUGCAUCUCGAGUCUGAUCUACCUCAUACUUCGUUGUACAUGUAUUCAACAUUCGUCAGCAAUUAGUUGGCACCUAUACCGUUAUUGACAGCUGCUGUCGCCAGGCUUC
This is a messenger RNA of Desarmillaria tabescens, 1876 nucleotides long. RefSeq lists its product as uncharacterized. The coding region runs from base 157 to 1470 and encodes 437 amino acids. NCBI's taxonomy places the organism in Eukaryota, Fungi, Basidiomycota, Agaricomycetes, Agaricales, Physalacriaceae. The record is from RefSeq and is a predicted model, not a curated record. The transcript is spliced from 2 exons.